UGCCCUGCCCUGCCCUGCCCGAUCGCGCCGGGGCGGGGAGCUGGCUGGGAUCACGGGCAUGUGCCCGGCAGCCGGGCUCCGGAGGCGCAUUUAAACGCCGGCCGCGGCCGAGUUCGGAGCAGCGCCCGCGCCCGACGCCACCAUCUCGGGAACAAAGCAGAGCCCGGCGGCCUGAUCGUCCCCGCCCGCCCGCUCUCCCCGUCGCCGCGGCCAGCCCUCGCCGGCUUCUGCUUUGCCUCCGCUCGGCGCGCUCCUGCCUAAGGCUGCUGGAGCACCAUGAGAGCCAUCCCCGCUCCCGGGAUCCGCUUCCUUCGCUCCUUCCCCAGGGACAGCUGGUAUAGAGGAUUAAUUCUUCUGCUAACCUUCUUGUGCUAUACUAGCUACCAUCUCUCACGGAAACCUAUCAGCAUUGUAAAGAGCGAACUGCAUUAUAACUGCUCUUCCCGAGGAGCCAAUCCACACAAUGGUUCAAACAGCACCACGUGGUGUGACUGGAAGCCUUUCGAUCAAGACAACUACAAAGAACUCUUUGGAGCCCUGGAUAAUGCCUUCCUGGUUGCCUAUGCUAUAGGAAUGUAUAUCAGCGGGAUUUUCGGUGAGCGCCUCCCGUUGCGCUACUAUCUCUCUGGAGGGAUGCUGCUGAGUGGAUUAUUCACUUGCUUAUUUGGACUGGGAUACUACUGGGAAAUCCAUUACCUUUGGUACUUCGUGAUCAUCCAGGUCUGCAAUGGUCUGGUGCAAACAACCGGCUGGCCAUCCGUCGUGACGUGUGUCGGCAACUGGUUUGGAAAGGGGAAACGGGGCUUUAUAAUGGGCAUCUGGAACUCGCACACGUCCGUUGGAAACAUCCUGGGGUCCCUGAUCGCGGGCGUCUGGGUUUCCCAGGCAUGGGGCUUGUCGUUCAUCGUACCUGGAAUCAUCAUUGCCUUCAUGGGAGUCGUCUGCUUCCUGUUCCUCAUUGAAUAUCCAGAAGAUGUAGAAUGCAGCCCUCCUCUUCACCAUGCCAGUUCAGAGGAGAAAGGUCUUGAGGCAGAACAUUCCAUUGGUGACGGGAGCCUAAGCGUGUCCAGCCACAGCAAAGAAAACAUCAUUGAUGCAGUAGAAAGUACAAAAGACUCAACAGAGGAACGGGAAGCCAUCAGUUUCCUUGACGCUCUCAAGAUACCUGGAGUGGUCGAGUUCUCCUUUUGCCUCUUGUUUGCAAAAUUGGUCAGCUACACUUUCCUCUACUGGCUGCCCCUUUACAUUGUGAAUGUUGCUCAUUUCAGUGCAAAGAAGGCUGGGGACAUGUCCACCCUCUUUGACGCCGGCGGCAUUGUUGGUGGCAUCCUUGCUGGUCUUAUCUCUGACUAUACUGGUGGUCGGGCCACCACAUGCUGUGUGAUGCUCAUUUUGGCUGCUCCCAUGUUAUUUCUAUACAACUACAUCGGCCAAAAUGGAUUCGCCACAUCAGUAGUGAUGUUAAUUAUCUGUGGAGGCCUGGUCAAUGGGCCUUAUGCUCUUAUCACAACGGCAGUGUCAGCUGACUUGGGCACUCAUGAAUGUCUCCAAGGAAAUGCAAAAGCCCUUUCCACCGUGACAGCUAUCAUUGAUGGGACAGGAUCUGUAGGUGCCGCUCUUGGACCCCUGCUGGCAGGGCUGAUCUCUCAUUCAGGCUGGGACAACGUCUUCUACAUGUUGAUAACGGCUGACAUCCUGGCUUGUCUACUCCUUUCACGUGUGGUAUACAAAGAAAUACGCGGAUGGUGUGGCUGCUAUACAAGAAAGAGAGGGUCACUAAACAUCACUUUUUGAAUAGACAUGUUCUGGGGCCAGGAGUCACGAUUUAAGGAAUUUUGACACCACUCCUGAAGCCAGAGGAGGCUGAAGAGACAACAGGGAAGAGCUUUGUUGAAAGGGUCAGUUUUGUGGCUGACCCUUAAGUACACUGCAGGCGGGUGGAAUUGACAAAGCUGAAACGGGAGAGUAUGCCAGAAACAAACGGGACUCUCUUGGAAACACCAGCUAAGCCCGUCACCAGCUGCCUUUGUUUUUAAACUGAUGGAAGGAAGCAUUACUAAGCAUCUGCAAUCAAAGGCAAAAGGAACUGAUGAUUUCGGGAUCCAUGCUGCAUCUCGAGGCCUCUGUUUUGUAGUGGCUGCCAGUUGCACUCCUUUUUGUUAUUUUUGUAUUAUUAUUAAAAUUGGUGCUG
This is a messenger RNA of Eublepharis macularius, 2191 nucleotides long. RefSeq names its product solute carrier family 37 member 2 (gene SLC37A2). The record is from RefSeq and is a predicted model, not a curated record. The coding region runs from base 277 to 1794 and encodes 505 amino acids. Lineage: Eukaryota; Metazoa; Chordata; Lepidosauria; Squamata; Eublepharidae. Gene Ontology annotation, cellular component: endoplasmic reticulum membrane. The transcript has 19 exons. Gene Ontology annotation, molecular function: glucose 6-phosphate:phosphate antiporter activity. Gene Ontology annotation, biological process: glucose-6-phosphate transport; phosphate ion transmembrane transport.